CAUACGAUUUGCUUUACUUCAAACACCGGUAAAAGAAUCUAAUAUCAACCAUAAAUAUUGUAAGCCCGAACAACAAAAUGAAACACAGGUUUUGUUGCAUGAUCAAAUCUCAAGACACCAUAGAUGGCAUUCUCAACAGGUUUCUCUACUUCAUACACUCUCCAAAGUAGCUUAUUGUGUGCACAAAAAUCAAAUCCACUAUCCCUAAAGGCCUCCUUAUUCCCACACCAAGUUGGGAAGAAACUCGUCUACCAACCUCUAAGGUAUAAAGGGUUUUCUCCCAAAAGAAGUGUUGGGGAAGUGAAGGCAUCAAUUAAGUGGGAGAAGGGCUAUAAGAGCGUUGAGGUGUUCACUAAGGAGCAUCUUGCUGUGUCAUUGGCUUAUGAUGUUGCUCAACUCUCUAACAAAUUCACCAGAGAGAGAGGCGCUUUCACUGUCGUUUUGUCUGGUGGGUCACUCGUCAAGUACCUCAGGAAAUUGGUUGAACCACCCUAUGUUGAUUCCAUAGAGUGGUCAAAGUGGCAUGUAUUUUGGGUGGAUGAGAGAGUCGUGCCAAAGGAUCACUUAGAAAGUAAUUACAAGCUUGCCUAUGAUGGAUUUCUCUCCAAGGUGCCAAUACCUGCUGUGAAUGUUAAUGCCAUAGAUGAUGCCUUACCAGCUGAUGGAGCAGCUGAUGUUUAUGAAACAACUCUAAGAAGGUUGGUUAAGAGUGAUGUGAUAGCAACAUCAGCUAGUGGGUUUCCAAAAUUUGAUCUCAUGUUGUUGGGUAUGGGUCCAGAUGGGCAUGUGGCUUCUUUAUUCCCAGGGCAUCCUAUUCUGAAGGAGGAUCAGAAAUGGGUUACCUUCAUCAAUGACUCACCAAAACCACCAUCAGAUAGAAUCACUUUUACCUUUCCAGUUAUCAAUUCAUCUUCAAACAUAGCAAUGGUAGUGACUGGCGCAGGUAAAGCAAACUCAGUUUAUCAUGCACUAGAGGAUGAUCAGAAAACUGAUAAGUUGCCUGUUGAAUUGGUUUCACCUGAAGGGGAGUUGAAAUGGUACUUAGACAAAGGUGCUGCUUCAAAGCUGUUUAAGGAGUAGAUGCAUGUGAUAUCCGAGUGAUA
Messenger RNA from Gastrolobium bilobum, 1103 nucleotides. RefSeq names its product probable 6-phosphogluconolactonase 4, chloroplastic. Lineage: Eukaryota; Viridiplantae; Streptophyta; Magnoliopsida; Fabales; Fabaceae. Gene Ontology annotation, biological process: pentose-phosphate shunt; carbohydrate metabolic process. Gene Ontology annotation, molecular function: 6-phosphogluconolactonase activity. The coding region runs from base 124 to 1080 and encodes 318 amino acids. The transcript has 3 exons. The record is from RefSeq and is a predicted model, not a curated record.